Messenger RNA from Emys orbicularis (European pond turtle), 1194 nucleotides. It is a transcript of the gene INKA1, whose product is annotated as inka box actin regulator 1. Gene Ontology annotation, molecular function: protein serine/threonine kinase inhibitor activity; protein kinase binding. Gene Ontology annotation, cellular component: nucleus. NCBI's taxonomy places the organism in Eukaryota, Metazoa, Chordata, Testudines, Emydidae. The record is from RefSeq and is a predicted model, not a curated record.
AUGCUGCAGCAUGCGGCAGGGAUGGGCCCACUUGGUGCAGGAGCAGCAGGAAAGUGGUGCCCUGGGGCUGAGUGCACGUCCGGGCAGCGGGGCCCUGCGUGUGCGGCUCCCCCUUGCAGCUCCACACCCAACCCGGGCAGACACUGCUGCAACCACAGAGACCACUGCUCGAAUGCCCAGCCCAACCAGCUGGACCCCGGCAUCUUCCAGGGCAGCUCCUGUGACCACCCAGAGAGGGGAUAGGGACUCAGCUCCAGCUUUGGGGGCCCUGGGCCCAGCUGGGCUUGCUGCCCGGGAGCCCAGAGCCUGCUGUGCCUGCGGGCGGCGGGGGACACGCUGCGGGACCAGAUGCAGGGCAUGAUGCGGACUCUGCAUGAGCUGAAGCGGGUGCCAGGCCCAGCUCCACGGCUGGGCCCCCCCAAGCCGGCGCCAGCUCCCCCCGGGCCCUGCUGGGAGCAGCCUGCGGAGAACCGGGCAUCGGCCAUCUCAGAGGCAGACUCUGCCUGCUGCCUGGAGCUGGCGGAGGAGGAGGAGUGCGCGCCGCCCGCUAGCGAGAGGAGCCUGGAGUUCGACUCGGGCUACUCGGAGGUGUCGGGGGGCACGUGGCGGGAGGAGGAGGGGCCAGUGCUGCGCAGGAACCCCCCGCCCUCCUGCCAGCGGGCACACAGGCUCUCCACGGGGGGCUUCCUCCGCAGCAGCCCUAGCCAGGCCCCUGGCUGGCGGGUCCGGCCCAAGUCCACCUCAGAUGCCUGCCUGGAGCAGUGGCGGGUGCUGGAGCCGGCGGACACGCAGGACUGGACUGUGGCACUGCUCUCACAGAGCCGCAACCGGCAGCCGCUCGUGCUGGGUGAUAACUGCUUUGCCGACCUGGUGGAGAACUGGAUGGACCUGCCUGAGGAGAAUGUCUUGCCCCGCCGGCUGGCCAAGCCCCACAGCUUCUUACUCAGCCUCUCGGGCAACGUGCGGCGCAAGCUGGCCAGCCUGGCGCGCCCCAGGGGCCCCACCGCCCCCCAGCCUGGCCCCAAGCACCUCUCCGGCCCGGGGGGCCUCGGUGGGCGGGCGCAGGGACCCCUCUUCCACCAGUCACACGGGGACAUUGCCAAGCUCACCACGGACUACACCCGCUUCGCUGCUCUCCUGAACAGCCGCAGCCGGCAGCCAAUCAUCUGCAACGACAUUAUUGGCUACAUUUAG